Theobroma umbraticum is the source of this 2256-nucleotide messenger RNA. RefSeq names its product putative protein phosphatase 2C 10. The record is from RefSeq and is a predicted model, not a curated record. NCBI's taxonomy places the organism in Eukaryota, Viridiplantae, Streptophyta, Magnoliopsida, Malvales, Malvaceae. Gene Ontology annotation, molecular function: protein serine/threonine phosphatase activity. Gene Ontology annotation, biological process: protein dephosphorylation.
AUAAUCAGUCAAAGAGGUAUGUCCCCUGUUUGCCACAGGUAAAAAGAAGAUGAGGGAGGAAAAGGAAAAGAAGAAAACUUUGGGCAGAGACAAAGAAAGUGCCAAACAAUGAAAACAGACUGAAACAGCAAAGUCAACAGGGCAGAAGUCUGCUUUGUGGCAGCCUUUUCUUUUUUGUUUUCUUUUUAGUGCUGCAACUCCUUUCUUUACAAUAUUUCCUAUCACAGAGGAAGGAGACUGUUCCUAAAAACGGUUGCAAAUCAUCAUAGAGGCAAAAGGUCGAUUCAUGCUCUCCAAUAUUUGUUUUCUCAAGUAGUAAUACUUUUUAACCCUUUAGAAAAAGCUUUCAAAUGUUCUCCUCUUGAGUCUUCACCCUCUUCCUCUUUCUUCCUUUUCUUUACCUUCAUUUUUUUAUUCAAUUGCUUGUGCAAAUUAAUUAAAGCCCCCUUUAACAACAAGGGGAAUAAGAGCCCCAACUGCAAGAAGAAGGAAAACACAGAAGAAGAAUAAAAAAGAGCUGUUUUAUCAGGCGCCAGCUUCACCAAGCAGCAGCAGCAAAAGCAAGACUUUGAAUUUGGAGAAAACGUGAUCAAGAGCUUGAUGCUGAAGAGAAAUUAGGCAGGCAAAUUAGAGGUUUUGCAGAAAUUUUAUUUACUAUGGAUUGGUUGUGCUGCUUUAGUUCAUCUCAGCUUGGAGGAGCACGUUCAUCAUCUAGUUCUGGUAAAGGGAAAAACCAUGAGGGUAUGAUGAGGUUUGGUUUCAGCCUAGUAAAAGGGAAAGCUAAUCAUCCUAUGGAGGAUUAUCAUGUCGCUAAGUUCAUGCAGAUUCAGGGACACGAGUUAGGGCUUUUUGCUAUCUACGAUGGUCAUCUGGGAGAUAGCGUACCUGCCUACCUACAGAAGCAUUUGUUUGCCAAUAUCCUAAAGGAGGAAGAGUUUUGGGUUGACCCCUUCAGAGCCAUCUUGAAAGCUUAUGAGAAAACAGACCAGGCAAUUCUUUCACAUAGCUCGGACUUGGGUCGUGGUGGAUCCACUGCUGUAACUGCAAUAUUGAUAAAUGGAAUAAGGCUAUGGGUGGCAAAUGUUGGAGAUUCACGAGCAGUUCUUUCAAGAGGGGAUCUGGCAAUACAGAUGACUACAGAUCAUGAACCCAACACAGAACGAGGCAGCAUUGAGAACAAAGGCGGAUUUGUCUCAAAUAUGCCAGGAGAUGUUCCCAGAGUCAAUGGACAACUGGCAGUUUCACGUGCUUUUGGAGACAAGAGCCUUAAAUCACAUCUCCGAUCAGAUCCAGACAUUCAAGACACCAACGUAGAUAAUAGUAUGGAUAUUUUAGUCCUUGCAAGUGAUGGUCUUUGGAAGGUGAUGACUAAUCAAGAGGCUGUUGAUAUUGCAAGAAGGUUCAAAGACCCACAGAAGGCAGCAAAGCAACUAACUGCUGAAGCAGUAAAAAGAGACAGUAAAGAUGACAUAUCGUGCAUCGUCGUUAGAUUUAGGGGAUAGAACUUUUUAAAUCAUAUUGCUCUUCUGGUGCAAUAUAUACCUGAAAUAAGAGUUUAUUUACACAGGAUGCCACUUUGUGGAUUAGACCACCAUGAAAAUAUAUACCUGGUUUGGGUAAUUCUUGAAGUUCUGCAGAAGUAGAGGUUUGCAAUUUAUGCCGGAUUCACCCCAUGUAUAUUCGUUUUAUCAGUUAGGUUCUGAUGUUUGAUGUUGUUUGAUUUCUUUAUGAAGGUGAUUAGGAAUUCAAUGUAUAUUGUUAUGGCAUGAAAAUGUCUCACUCACGUCUGGCGUGUAGAUGAAGUUGGCUUGAUUGUCACUGGAGGAAUUUUCAUGGUGUGGUUGAAUAUAGUUACCAUGAAGGCCUUAUAUAUCCUCCUUUCUGGCUUUUUAUUUUUUAUUUGAAGCUGGCCGUCGGAGAGUUGAAAGAAGUCUUCUUCUUGGGGCGCUUGAUCAGGUUUGCUUCGUAGUAAACCAGAACACAAGUUCCCUUUUUUCUGCUCAAGUUGAGGUUGCUUACAUUCUAACCUUAGCCACAUCUUGAAGUUUCAUUAUUGAACUCAUUGACUCUAAUUACCCGUAAGAAUUAACCAAGUGGACAACUCUUGUGGACAAAGAUGUUUAUAGUUAGGUACAAAGUAAUUUAAGUUAUAACUACAUUUAUUUAUUGGUCAAUUAACUUAGUUCUAGUUUGAACUCUGUGUUUUCGUUUAGCUAUCCACGUACAUGAUGGUAAAAGUUGGUUCAAAUUUGCUUA